Messenger RNA from Nerophis lumbriciformis (worm pipefish), 1782 nucleotides. It is a transcript of the gene prodh2, whose product is annotated as proline dehydrogenase 2. NCBI's taxonomy places the organism in Eukaryota, Metazoa, Chordata, Actinopteri, Syngnathiformes, Syngnathidae. The record is from RefSeq and is a predicted model, not a curated record. Gene Ontology annotation, cellular component: mitochondrion. Gene Ontology annotation, molecular function: proline dehydrogenase activity; FAD binding.
UCUUGUUUGCACCGUCAGAGGAAGACCGAGGUAAAGGUGUUGGGUAACGAUUCUUGGAUUGACUGUUGCCAACGCAAGGCUGGAUCAAAUAAUAACAGUAAUAAGACUUCCUCUCCUAAAUGUGAAAGGACCAGUUUGACAACUUGCAUGUAAACACUGAUGCACACCUAGAGAACCCAAACAAGGAAGACGCAACGGCUGCAAACUCCACAGAGGGAAGAUGAUGUCUACUUGCCUGCGCAGCUCACGCCUGUACAGUCUCUCUGUGAGGCUUAUGGCUACAGCCUCCCACAGGAUGGUGGUUGCGGACAAGUCGCCUGACCUCCUGGCCGCCUCUUUGGCCUUUGAGGAUCCCAGGGCAUUCCAGGUGAAGAGCACGGGCGAGUUAAUACGUGCUCUGGGUGUAUUCCGCUUUUGCUCCUUCCCUGUCUUGGUGAACAACUGUGACAAGCUGAUGUCAGUGGCUCGCACCAUUCUGGGUAGGCGCCUGUUCUCCUUGCUGCUCAGGCCCACGGUCUACGCUCAGUUUGUGGCCGGGGAGAACGAGAAGGAGAUCUCCAAGUCCAUGGAGAAGAUGAGCCUGCUGGGGCUGAGGCCCAUGCUGGCCGUCCCCAUCGAGGAGGAUCUUGGGGAGAGUACAGGAGAGAAGCGAUAUAACGACAACAUGGAGGCCAUGUUAGAAUGCGUGCGCAUGUCACACAGCAAUGCCUGGAGCAAAGAUCCCAUGAUGCAGCUGAAGGUCACGGCGCUGCUCAGCCCUGAACUGUGUGUCAAACUCACCACCAUCAUUUCCAAACAACCCUACGACCUUGACCUUCUGGUUAGAGCCAUGAAUGGAGAGACUGUCAACUUCCCCGGUUUGGAAGAGAGUGAGGCGGCGCACUUCCAAUGCAGCCUUCGGCGACUCAACCAAAUAUCCCAGGCUAGCGUCAAGAAGGUGCGCGUCCUGGUUGAUGCGGAAUACACCUCCAUGAAUCCAGCACUGACCCUGGUUACCAUGGCGAUGAUGAAGAAGUUCAACAAAGAUGGCGCCUGGAUUUGGAAUACAUACCAGUGUUACCUGAAGGCAACUCGGACUCUCCUACUGGAGGCCCUUGCUCAGGCCAAGGACGGUGGUUUCUGUCUGGGGGUGAAACUGGUGAGAGGAGCCUACAUGGACAAAGAGAGGAAGCUCGCAAUGAGAGAAGGCCGCCCAGAUCCCGUCCAAGACUGCUGGGAGGACACAAAUAACAAUUAUAACAGCUUGCUAGAGGUGAUGCUGAAAGUCAUCGCCCAGGACCCUGAAAGCUACAGGAUCAUAGUGGCCACACACAAUGAAGAGUCUGUGAAGCGAGCGGCCGAAGGGGUUGAAGAACUAGGCAUUGACAAAUAUGGCGGCUCUGUGUGUUUUGGUCAGCUUUUGGGGAUGUGUGAUCAUGUCUCCCUCACACUGGCUAAGGAAGGUUACGCCGUGUACAAGUCGGUACCUUACGGCUCAGUGGACGACACGCUGCCCUACCUGGUGCGUCGGGCUCAGGAGAACCGCACCGUGUUGCAGGGAAUCCGAAAAGAGCAAGACCUUUUGAGGCAGGAGUUUCUCAGGAGACUCAAACGCUCAAGUUGAGAGCACGCUCGACAUUUGAUAUUAAGAGGAAUUAGGUUGGUAGCAGGGCAAAUCUUGCGGAACGUAAACACUGUAUGUGAAACAGGCCAGAUGAAUUUACUUGUGUGAAAAACUUCCAAAAAUGUGCACUUUAAUUGCUUUAUUUCUGUCUGUAAACAAUAAAAAAGUUUUUUGUCAUA